Malaya genurostris is the source of this 1882-nucleotide messenger RNA. RefSeq lists its product as uncharacterized. Gene Ontology annotation, cellular component: membrane; septate junction. NCBI's taxonomy places the organism in Eukaryota, Metazoa, Arthropoda, Insecta, Diptera, Culicidae. The transcript has 4 exons. The record is from RefSeq and is a predicted model, not a curated record. Gene Ontology annotation, biological process: septate junction assembly; regulation of tube size, open tracheal system. Bases 338 to 1042 code for a protein of 234 amino acids.
GGAAAAUGGCGGUGGCACCUCGUUGAUUAGGCUCAUUUUCUACAGCGUCAUUAUUCUAGCUUACCUUUGUUCCCCGUGAGGCAAAACGGAAAAGUGCGUGAGUGCGUGUCAAACUAUUCCCAAAUAAGGUGUUUCCAAUAGGAAUAGCACCAGCCAGCUACGAUGAAUUUUUUUUUGGUGAAUUAAAAGGUUCAGUGAAGUGAACACAAUCGAAAAGCAAAGGAAACUUAACCAAAUUCAAUCGCAGUAGGUACGGGGAAAGGUCGAAGAAAAUCGUCGGUGAGGUAACCACGGUUGUGAAAACAUAAAGAGAAUAUCUUCGCAUGAAAGUGAUUGGAUGAGUAACUUCGUAUCGUAUGUUGAUAUUGCCAUGAUGAAGCGCCGUUCGCUGGCCGGGAACUGUGGAGUGGGAGUGUUCGUGAUAGCUCUGGUUACGGUGCUGGUGGCCUUUGCGACGCCAAGUUGGCUGGUGAGCGAUUACCGCAUCACCGGUGCCAAGCUGGAUCGGCUCGGAUUGUGGGUGCACUGCUUCCGCUCGCUACCGGACGUUAACGACGAUUAUCAGCGCCGGUUCUUCGUCGGCUGCCGUUGGGUGUUCGAUCCGUUCACCAAGGGGUACGACGAGAUUCGAGGAUUCCUGAUACCACCUUUUAUGGUCGCAACCCAAUUCUUCUACACGCUAUGUGCAAUCGGAGUGCUGCUAGCGAUGAUCUUGGUGCUGCUGUUCUUCCUGUGCGCCGGUCCAGAUCAGAAGUUCUUCGUCAAAUUGAUUAGAACAAUUGGUUAUCUCAAUCUGGGAGCGGGCAUCAGCGGCGGCAUCGGUGUUAUCGUUUUUGCCGUGUUCGGAAACAAGGAUAAAUGGAUGCCGGAGCACGCCAACAACUGGUUCGGGUGGUCCUUCAUUCUGGCCUGUAUCGGUGCGGUUGCCUGCGGUGUUGCGGCAUCUCUGUUUUUGACCGAAGCUCAUGUGCAAGCCAAAAAACGACGGCAGCUGAAGGAGUCCCAAACGCGGUUCCAGAUCGACAGCGAAACGAAGGCUUGAGUCGGUGGUUGAACGAAGAACAACAAAACAAGAUAACGCACAGCGAAAAUUUUCUACGUAUAAAUUUGACAGUACAAUCCAGACAAAAGAAAACUUUUAUCGAAACCGUUUUACGAACUUUCCAAACAAUUUUAAACUAUCGACUCCAGAAUCUGGGUCGCAGUUGCUAGAAAAUAGGCUGCAAUUUUACAAACUUCUUUAUUUUAUGUUGUUGAACAAUCUGACGUACUAACUGGAAAAAAACGAUGCCGUCCACAUCUAGAAUUUAAAAUGUUCGUUUGAAUCUUUACAGUUAAAUGUAAAUAGUGUUUAAGUCAAACGUUCCACGCAAUCAAUUAGCCUCUGUGCACAGCGAAGUACACUCCAAUUCGUAAUGCCAAAUUAGAACAGUAACGCCGUAAUCCGGACACGAAUCUCACACGAGUGUCAAGCAACUUAAACGCGUGGAUGUUUUAGCAUCGUUAGAUCAACUAUUUUUUUUAACAAAAAAUUGUUUUAUUUCUAUCUUUUAUUUCUGUUUUCUUUCCGGAUUCGUUCUUCCCAUCCCCGUUUUAUUUUCGGGAAAAAUGAAUCCGAUAUGCUGCCUUGAAUAAGAUAACACAUAUUGAUUUAGAUCCGAAUCGUUGACUUUUGAUGGUAAGCAAAUCUACGUGACAUCGUCGGUCGCAAGCAAAGGAAGCGAUCGCAAUUGGCUCAUCUUUAUAUUAACUUAGGCGAAAUAGUUUUUAUUCGGCGCAAUCUGUUUUCUACGGCGCUGAGCUCAGUGUAAGUUUUAGAUAAGAUGAAAUUGUAAUACCAAUAAGUUUGAUACGAAUUAAAUAAAAACUGGAUCAGAAAGAA